Molecule: messenger RNA, 1227 nt
Organism: Durio zibethinus
Lineage: Eukaryota; Viridiplantae; Streptophyta; Magnoliopsida; Malvales; Malvaceae
Source: RefSeq, a predicted model, not a curated record
AUGUCUAAUUUUAUGUACCUACGCUCUUUGAAUUUGGGUCAAGUAGGUAUUGAGAGGUUACCACAUUACAUAGGCAAAUUGAAACAUUUAAGGGCUCUUUAUCUUAAUGGAAAUAGAAAUAUUAAAAAACUGCCUAGUUCUUUGUGUAGGCUACAGAAUUUGCAAACAUUACGUCUUUCUGGUUGCUCCAAUCUUGAAAAAUUGCCGAGGAAAACAAGGUUAGAUAGCCUCAGAUAUCUAUAUAUUGAUGGCUGUGAUAGUUUGGCUUACAUGCCACGUGGACUGGGGCAAUUAACUUGUCUGCGAACGUUAAAUGAGUUUAUUGUGGGAAAGAGAGGCAAGGGUGUUGAGCCUGGAUCUUCUUACUUGAAAGAAAAAUUGAAUUUGAAAUCCUUAAAAUCGAUCUGGGAUAGAGUAGAUGAUGCGAGUAAUAAGAAGUAUGAAAUGAAACACUUGAAAUUGAGCUGGAGUAAUGACGAGGAUGAGGAGGGGGAGGAAGAGGAUGAUGAUGCAAGUAAUGAGAAGUCUGAAUUGGUUUUUGAACGCCUCCAACCACACCCAAAUCUAGAGAUGCUUGUGGUGUAUGGGCAUUCAGGAUUAAAAGUUUUGGAGAAUGUCUCUGAGAUUGAAAUGCAAAAGGAGUUGUCUUCUUCAAAAUCAACAAAAUUUUUUCCAUCCUUAAAGAAACUCCAACUCUUAGCUUGCCCAAAUUUUAAGGGAUGGUGGAGGGGUGAUGUUGAUGAAGGUUCAAAUGCACAGCUGCCUUGCUUUCCUUGCCUUUCAGAUUUGACAAUAUAUUGGUGCCCUCAUCUAACCUCUAUGCCGCUAUAUCCUUCAGUCAGAGAGCUGAAUUUGGAAAAAACCAGCUGGAAGCAACUCCAAGAGACAGUGAAGUUGAAGAUGACAACAUCAGAAGAACCAUCAUCUUCUUCGUGUUCUUCACUUUUCCCUCCUUCCUCCAAAUCGACAGAAAUGUUGCUUGAAGAUAUGGAAGAUCUAGAUUAUCUGCCAGAGGAAUUUCUGCAAAACCUAACUUCUCUUCGGUUUCUGUACAUUAUAAGUUGCACUAACUUGACAUCAAUGCCAAAGGGGAUGCGCUGUCUCACCUCUUUACAACAAUUGCAGAUUGAGGAUUGUCCCGAGCUAUGGGAAAGAUGCCAAAGGGAUAUUGGUGUGACUGGCCACAUAUUGCUCACAUUGGAAAGAUUAGGAUUGAUGGACGUGUGA